AUGGAAAAGUCGACGGAGAAGCAGAACAGCAUCACAAUCACCGACUACAAGUGUCGUCUGUCAACGAAGGAGAUAGAACGAAUGCUGUUAGAUGCGGAGACGUUUGAGCAGGAUGACGAGAAGGAGAGGAGUAGGGUGGCGGCCAUGAUUGUGUUGGUGGACUGCAUCUACAGCAUGAAGAGGAAAAUGGAGAAGGAGGAGAUGAAGCAGAAGAUAUCGGAAGAUUGUCGACAAAAUAUACUCUCGAGGUGUGAGGAAACGAUCGAGUGGACAAAAACGGAGAAAGAGGCCACAAAGGAGGACUAG
Messenger RNA from Echinococcus granulosus, 306 nucleotides. Its product is annotated as Heat shock cognate protein. NCBI's taxonomy places the organism in Eukaryota, Metazoa, Platyhelminthes, Cestoda, Cyclophyllidea, Taeniidae. Bases 1 to 306 code for a protein of 101 amino acids. Gene Ontology annotation, molecular function: ATP-dependent protein folding chaperone; ATP binding. The record is from RefSeq and is a predicted model, not a curated record. The transcript has a single exon.